AUGGCUAUGGCUUUUAUCGGUAACAUCACCAGCGCCUUACAUCAGGAAAUGCAAAACGGUGCCGAAAAUGCAAGCACCCAUUCCAACUUCAGCCUUGUAACCAAAGCACCCCCUGCCAUACAACCAACGGUCCCCGAGUACCUGAAGCAGACGGUCUUCAUGUGUGACCACGUGCUCAUGCCUCUGAUCUGCUGUCUGGGAAUUGUUGGAAACGGACUCAGUUUGUGCGUCUUGACGCGGAGGGAAAUAGCAGCAGCCACAACGUGUUUCCUGACUGCCAUGGCAGUGUCUGACCUGCUGCUGCUGCUUCUGCAGGUGCCCACCUUCUUCGAGCUCAACGCCAGCAUAGCCAGAUCUGACUCCUUUAAGAUUUUCAUACGGUUUUACACUGUCAUACGAUACGUCAUGAACAAUGUCUUCAUCACAUGCACUGGAUGGCUGACUGUUGCCGUCACUACUGAACGGUUCAUCUCCUUGCGCUUCAUGUUCCACCCUCGUCUUGUGUGCACAAUCCCCCGCGCCAGGCUGGCCAUCAUCGUCAUCUUCAUCCUAUCCUUCACCUUCCACUUUUCUAAAUUUUUUGAGUAUGUGCCGAACCCAGACCUCAAGUCCCCAGCAGCGCUGCUGACCACUGGCCUCGUCCACACACCGACCUACGAGACAUAUGUUCACAUAGCUAACAUAGCUCUGGCUGCCAUCAUCCCCGUCUUCCUGCUGAUUGUUGCCAACUCUUUUUUAAUCUACUUCCUGGCAACGCAUCGACGACGCAUGCUCCGCCAUAAAGCUUCUGCUUCCGCCAACAUGUCUUCUGUGGACAUGCUACAUAUCAGCGCCAUAGUUGUGGCUACAGUACUAGUCUUCAUCGCCUGUCACUCGGUUGGUGUGCUCUUAGCUUUGACAAUCGCAUCCAAAGGGCGUCGCUGGGUCUUCAUCCGACCUCCUUACAUUGCUCUGAAACACAUCAACACUGUGCUUGUGAUGAUCAACUCCAGCGUCAACUUUCUAUUAUACUGUGCCAUCAGCCGCAAAUUUCGGAAGACCUUCAUCAAUAUGUUCAGCAAACGACUCCAUCGCAGAGACACCUGGACAUCAGCAAUGCCGCUCAGCGAGAACAGCACGGGGAAUACAGGCACACUACCACGAGCUACCAAUGGCAAAGUCUAUACGUCCUCAUCGAUGUCGUCGAAUGGAUCAGCGCACAGUGGUUACGGUCCUACCAGGGCUGAUGUCUGA
This is a messenger RNA of Candidula unifasciata, 1233 nucleotides long. The record is from the annotation of a GenBank genome assembly. NCBI's taxonomy places the organism in Eukaryota, Metazoa, Mollusca, Gastropoda, Stylommatophora, Geomitridae.